Messenger RNA from Trichobilharzia szidati, 3829 nucleotides. Lineage: Eukaryota; Metazoa; Platyhelminthes; Trematoda; Strigeidida; Schistosomatidae. The record is from the annotation of a GenBank genome assembly.
CCUAAUCUAAUCAGGAACACAGCCUUAUCCAAUCAUUACUAGUGAAUUUUCACGUUGACCAAUUGAAAUUGAUGAAUUAAAUAACUUUUUUUUUAAAAAGUGAAUAACUUGUUUGUUAGACAAUUUUAUAAUUAAAUUUAUUCGAAUGCUUGUUAUAAUUAAAUAAAUACUUUCGCAAUACGCUAAGGUGUUGAUGAAAAAUAUGUACAUACUAAUUGUUUUAUUUAUCUGUCUCCAGGCCUUGUCUAUGGAAUCGACUAAAACAUUUUCAGCUGAUAAAAGCAAUACAAAUAAUACAAGUACUUUAAACAAACACGAAAACAAUAUCGAAACAAUGGAAAAUAAUGAUCUCAAUGUUAUUACUUUAAUUGAUGGAAAGCGUUUAACCGGUAUAAAUCUACACCUACCAUUGUCUACUUUGAAUUCAGUCAAUGCAUACUAUGGGAUAAAAUAUGCAUCAUUGGGGGUUCCUAGUCGAGAUGGAAAUCAAUCACCUGAAAAUAGUAGCAUAACCUUUAGAAGAAACAGUUAUAAAAUGCCUGCAUUACAUCGUUUCAGUCAUUCAGUUGCAUCAUUCUUCUAUGAAUCAUUAAAUGGUGUACAUUCGUAUAGUAUACUGCCACCAGCAUGUCCACAACACUUGAUUCAUAUUAAUAUGGGAGAUAAGAAUAUACCAAAGCCUGUAAAAGAUCGAUUUAUACGUUUACAACCAUUCCUACGUGAUCAGGAAGAGGAUUGUUUAACACUGAAUAUUUAUGUGCCGCAAAACAGUAAACGAAGAAAAUCUUACAGACGACCAGUAUUUCUUUUUGUACACGGUGAAUCAUACGAACAUGGGAGUGGAAAUGCCUACGAUCUGUCAGUAUUAGCAAGUUAUAGUGAUACAAUUGGUAUCACGCUGAAUUAUCGUCUAGGUCUAUUGGGUUUCUUAUCAACAAAUAAUUAUGGAGUCAAUGGAAAUUUUGCACUUUAUGAUUUGCAUGCAGCUAUAAUGUGGAUUAAAACAAACAUUAAAAGUUUCAGUGGUGAUCCAAAUGAAAUCACCUUAAUUGGUUAUGGUCAUGGAGCUGCUCUUGUACACCUUUUCGCUUUAUCAAAAAUGUCACAAGGUCCUUCUUCGAAUGGCAUCAAACGAAUAGUUCUACUCAAUGGAUCUGGCUUUGCACCAUGGGCAACAUCCCAUCAAAGUGCAUCAGUUUUAGAUGAAUUACUGAAACAUUUUAAUAUCAGUACACAAAGUAUCAAGAACAACUCGACCUUGAAUGAAAUCAAAUCAAGAAAAGAUCAAAACAGAUAUAAAUCACUAUUUGCACAAGACGUAAACGUAGAUACAUUCGAAAAUUUUAGCAAUACAAAAAAUGCUGGUGAUUCUUCAGUUUCCAAAAAUAAUAUUACCUCUGCAAGUAGUAAUGUACCAGGACAGUUCAUAAAACAUUUAUUCCUAAAAUUAAAGAAUUCAUCUGUCGAAUAUUUAAUAGAUUUACAGAAAAAUUUGUCUCAUUCGCUUGUGACAACACGUUUAGGACCAGUGAUAUCUAAACACUUGUUCCCAAGUUACCUUUUACCUAAUAGAAAUCUGGAUAACCAUAUUAAUGGGUCUGGAAAACAGCCAGCCAAUUAUUACACCAAUUUACAACAAGAAACUCAUUGGUAUGAGCAGAAAUCGCCUCACUCUUCUAAUGAUGACAGUGAAUUGAAGUACCGGACUGAAAUGAAAACAAGUUUAUUUAUGAAUGCUGACUUGAUGGUUGGAUGGACUGAGUCACCAGUAUCCAAUCUAUAUUACUUACAAAGUGCUUUAUAUUCAUCACCAUACAGUUUGUUACUGAAUAAAAUUGUAAGAGAACUAUAUCCGAAUAAUCAAGAUGUGAUCAAGGAGAUCAUAGAGCACAUCUAUUGCCAAUCGAAUGAAGUCCAAGAAGCUGAUGACGAAUUCAGCAAUACGGAAAAUGGUUCACCAAGCAGUAGUCACUCAAAUGAAAAAUUCAAGGAUAAUAAAUGUUACCAGAAAAUGCAAGAAAUACUGUCUGACGGAUUAUACAUUGUACCAAUUAUGCAAACACUAAGAAUGCACGCUAAAAAUCAAGUGAACCAGAUAGCUGACAAGCGAACUAAAACAACUUUUCCUCAAAAAGUGCAAAUGGACAAUGCCAGUACAAAUAGAAAAUCUACCUAUGCUUUAUUCUUUAAUCAUAGAUCACCUAAACAAUCUGUAAGACAUACAGUAGUCAAGGAAGAAGGUAACCAAGUGCAUAAAAUUGGUUUCGGUGAUGACCUUCCAUAUCUAUUCGGUGCACCUUUAGUUAGUCCAAAUCAUUUAGAGCCAUUUGCUAGUAGGUUUACAGAAAUCGAUAAGAAAAUAUCAGUAAAUAUUAUGAAUUAUUUAACAAAUUUUAUACAUUAUGGUGAUCCAAAUAAAGAAUUUAUUGGACAUCAAACGAAGAAAGUACCAGUUCAUUGGCCAGAAUAUACUUCGAAUUCUAAAUCUUAUUUAAGCGUUGGUAGUGAAUCGAAGGAGACACCAUUAUUUGACCAGACAAAGAGACAAUUUCGAAACCUGUGGGGAAGCAAGGAAAAUGAAGAAAAUUUAUUCGCAGUUAAACAACGCUAUGAAACUGAGAAACAUAGAAUAUGGUGGAAAUUAUUACCACGUUUAACUUAUUUGCCUAAACCAGGUGAUGACAAGAAUAAUGAAAGUAAUGAAUACCAUUCAUAUAAUAGACAAAAAUUAACGAGUGAAUACUUUUAUUUCCUUCAAUUGAAACAAACGGAUUGGUCUUCUGAAACCAUGGUGAAAACAAAACCAACUUCAAAUUUUUGGCAAAAUAACAAUCAAAACGUAACAUGUCCAUUGAAUUUUGUUGAGGAUAUGAAACCUUUAAAAACAGAGAUUAACAUUCCUGAUAUAUCAUAUUCAGUUAAUUUCAGUCAGCUACCGUUAUAUGUAGAAAAUGACAUUGAUCACCACACAAAUAUGAUGACAUUAUCAACGCCUAGGGGGGCCUAUAGCGGUAUGCCGGUUGAUUCAAAUUCAUCUACAGAAUUUUAUACAAUUAAAAGAGAAGAUGAAAAUAUUGAAUCAAAUUCACAAUCUUUGACAGUAGGAUUUUCAUCUGAUUCCUAUUCAACUUUAAUAUGGAUUAUAGGUGCAGGAUCAGUAUUAUUUUUACUCAAUACGUUCAUAUUCAUUGCAAUAUAUCAUCAAGCGCAUCAAUUACGUAAUGCAAAUCUCUCUCAACAAUCAAAACCAACAAUGCAAACAUCUUCAAUUAUAUCAGGAAAUGGAGAAGUGGAUAAUACACUGUAUCGAAAUUCUGCGCGCAAUACAAGUCCAUUAAAUAAAAAAGAAUACAGUCAAAUGAAAUGUAAAGAUGACGGAAUCACUAACCUUAUAGGUAUGAACGAUAGCGAAUGUACUAUAAAAGUUUCCUCACCAAUAAUGGCAUCAUCGAUGUCAAAACACCAUCAACAAAAUAAUACAUCAUCCUACCCAAUACAGAAAUCUCAACAGUUUGAUUACAUUGCAUAUCGUAACCCGAAUAAUUCAUUACUGCACGAAAUACCAACAAAUGUAAUGCAUAUUAAUGAUAAUAACAAUAAUGUAAACUUGAUGAAUUCAUGGUAUUCUGAAUCACCGUCAGUUAUUGGACAAGCAACAAAUACAAUUAAUAAAACAAGAUAUCUACUACAUCCAUACAGUCACGAACAACAAAGUAUACAAUCAAAUAUCUAUUUGAAUCACUGAAAGUAAAGUAAGAUCACCUAGAUGACUAUAAGUGAAGAUGUACUUAUAAAAAUAAACUGAUAUGUACAAUGAUAUGAGUCAAGG